AUGGACGCUCAAUACCAGAACCUGAUCAAGUGGAUCAUCGUCCUCUCUUUCUUCAACAUGAAUUUCUCCGCCCAAGCAGAUGGUGGGAAUCUCCUUCCAGGACAAACGAAUGCUCCGGGACUUGUCGAUCCUGUCACAAUGCCAUCGUGCUAUUACAACACCUGCUGGCAGUACAAUGGACCUCCUCCACGAAUUUGCCCUCUGAUAGACGGGCCUUGUGCCAAUAAUUCAGAAGCGUCUGAUAACGGGGGCGACCAGUGUGGGAUGAAGCAAUACACUCGAGAAUGCUACUGCAACCUCCAGACCGGACUUAGCUGUGCCUGGUCUUGCAACUGGGAGUCCUGGUGGGAUACAGAAGACUGGUUUGCGAAACUUUGCCCAGACUCACCGGCAUUGAAGCUUGAUUUCUCAAGCCUACCAAAUUGUGCUCGUAGAUGCCUCGACGAUGCCAUCUUCGAAUAUGGUUGCCUGACACAAUCCAGCAACUGCUUCUGUACGCACGGUACUUUGUUUGGGUGUCAUGACAAGUGUACUAGUGAUGAGGAAUGGGAACGGAUCGCGGAGUGGCUGCAAGACGCUUGCAGUCUUGAUGCCGACCAAGCAAGGCUGGCACUGGAGGAAGGGGCUUUCACUCUUACUGUUGAACCCGGUGCGAUUGAGGCAACAGGAUCACAGACGAGGGACUUUGGUCCGCCGCCACCCGUGCCCGCGAAGCCGCUAUCAUGGGACGAAUAUUUCAUCAUUGUGAUUCUUGCUUUAACGGGAACGGGAAUAAUUGGAAUGCUGACAUUUAGAUUCAUCGCGAGCCCACAGCGCAUUCGACUCGCCUCUACGUCUCAAUAG
Messenger RNA from Rhinocladiella mackenziei CBS 650.93, 843 nucleotides. RefSeq lists its product as uncharacterized. The transcript has a single exon. The coding region runs from base 1 to 843 and encodes 280 amino acids. Lineage: Eukaryota; Fungi; Ascomycota; Eurotiomycetes; Chaetothyriales; Herpotrichiellaceae. The record is from RefSeq and is a predicted model, not a curated record.